This is a messenger RNA of Musca vetustissima, 558 nucleotides long. RefSeq lists its product as uncharacterized. The record is from RefSeq and is a predicted model, not a curated record. Lineage: Eukaryota; Metazoa; Arthropoda; Insecta; Diptera; Muscidae. The transcript has 3 exons. Bases 1 to 558 code for a protein of 185 amino acids. Gene Ontology annotation, molecular function: nucleic acid binding.
AUGAAAGGCGUUGCCAAAUCUGUUGUUUAUUGGCCAGGGUUGGACAAAGACAUAGAAGAAGUAGCAAAGGCUUGUGAUGAAUGUGGACAAUUGGCAAACGAACCAACGAAAUUUGCGGGACAUCAUUGGCAAUAUCCGAGAGGGCCAUGGGAACGUAUCCACAUUGAUUAUGCAGGUCCCUUUGUUGGAAGAAUGUUACUGGUGGUUACUGACGCAUACAGUAAAUGGAUUGAAGUUAAGAUAACUUCAUCGACCUCAUCAGCAGCCACGAUUGAUGCCUUAGUCGAGCUAUUCUCACACUCAACGGCGCAAGGAUCAAUCGACAAUUCGGAUGACGAGAACAUAGUUACAAGUGAUCAUUCUCUGGGAGAGAUUGAACCUGAAGAAGCAACCCUGGAAGAUGGAUUUAUAAACCCGCAGUCCGAUUUUCAUGGAUUUACCAGUGGUAACAUUGAACGUACUUCAAAUACACCCCAGCAAGAACCUUGUACCAAGGAUGAUAACAAUGGACAAAUGUAUCUGAGUGAAUGGUUGCAGUUAGCAGCCGUACAUCCCUAA